Messenger RNA from Pseudoliparis swirei, 5774 nucleotides. RefSeq names its product solute carrier family 1 member 7b (gene slc1a7b). The record is from RefSeq and is a predicted model, not a curated record. Gene Ontology annotation, biological process: L-glutamate transmembrane transport. The transcript has 11 exons. Gene Ontology annotation, cellular component: plasma membrane. NCBI's taxonomy places the organism in Eukaryota, Metazoa, Chordata, Actinopteri, Perciformes, Liparidae. Gene Ontology annotation, molecular function: glutamate:sodium symporter activity; neutral L-amino acid transmembrane transporter activity; L-glutamate transmembrane transporter activity. Bases 137 to 1855 code for a protein of 572 amino acids.
AGAGGGAUUGGAUAUUUACACGCGGCAGAGUUUUUCUUCAUCUUUCUGUCUUCUCCAUCACUCGCACGCGGAUUUUAGGCUUUGGGUUGGGAACAUUUAUGGGUUGCCGGUAGGACGCAAGGACAGCUGACUCGCGAUGGCCGUGGCUUUGGACGCAGUGUGGAUGAGGGUGAAGAACGUCUGCAAACAGAAUGGGCUCCUCAUCAUGUCGGUGCUCGCUGUGGUCAUUGGGUGUCUUUUGGGAUUCUUCCUGAGGACGCGGCGCCUCACGGAGCAGGAGGUGAAGUACUUCCAGUUUCCCGGGGAGCUGCUGAUGAGGAUGCUGAAGAUGCUGAUUCUGCCCCUCGUUAUGUCCAGUUUGAUGUCAGGGCUGGCAGCCCUCGACGCCAAGUGUUGCAGUCGGCUCGGUCUGAUCACAGUGUCCUAUUACCUGUGGACCACCUUCGUAGCCGUGGUAGUAGGAAUCAUCAUGGUCUCCAUCAUCCACCCAGGCGGCGCGGCCCAGAAAGAGGACUCUGAAGAUAGCGUCAAGCCCAUCAUGAGUUCUGCUGACGCUCUGCUGGAUCUCAUCCGCAACAUGUUCCCAUCUAACCUGGUCCAGGCCACCUUUCAGCAGUAUCGAACGAGCAGCGUGUACACGGUGAAACCCAAGCCCGCGGUGAGUCAGGCCCAAUCAGAGUCCACCACGCGGCGAGCUCUCAUUUACGGUAUCCAGGACGAGAAUGGGACCGACAUCCAGAACUUCGCCCUCGACCUGACCCCGCCGCCCGACGUGCUCGUACGCAUUCGGGAAGGAACGAGCGACGGAAUGAAUGUCCUUGGAAUUGUUAUAUUUUCAGCCACCAUGGGUAUUAUGUUGGGAAGGAUGGGGCCCAAUGGCACCGCGCUGGUGAACUUCUGCCAGAGCCUGAACGAGGCCGUCCUUAGAAUUGUUGCCAUUGUUAUAUGGUACUUCCCGUUUGGCAUCGUGUUCCUGGUGGCCGGUAAGAUCCUGGAGAUGAGUGACCCGUCAGCCAUGGGGAAAAAGCUGGGCUUCUAUGCCCUCACUGUGGUGUUUGGUCUGGUGCUACACGGUUUGUUCAUCCUGCCUUCCAUGUACUUCUUCAUCACCAAAAAGAGCCCCAUCGUUUAUAUACGGGGGAUCCUGCAAGCCCUGCUCAUCGCCCUGGCAACGUCUUCCAGCUCUGCCACAUUGCCUAUAACCUUCAAGUGCCUCUUAGAGAACAACCACAUCGACCGCCGAAUCAUCCGCUUUGUGCUCCCCGUGGGCGCCACCAUCAAUAUGGACGGCACCGCUCUCUACGAGGCCGUGGCGGCGAUAUUCAUCGCCCAAGUUAACAAUUACGAGCUGGACUUUGGCCAGAUCAUCACCAUCAGUAUCACAGCCACUGCAGCCAGUAUCGGUGCAGCAGGGAUACCGCAAGCUGGACUGGUCACCAUGGUGAUAGUGCUAACAUCCGUUGGGUUGCCAACUGAUGACAUCACUCUCAUCAUUGCAGUGGAUUGGGCAUUAGACAGAUUCCGCACCAUGGUGAACGUCAUGGGGGAUGCUUUGGCCACAGGCAUCAUGGCACAUAUCUGCAGGAAGGACUUCAUGCAAGAGGGCGAUGGGGUGCCUUUGAUCUGCGAGCCCCAACCCGUGUUGAUGAACUGCCACAACAACGGCAACUACCGGCCCCCUUCUUCGGGAGUCAAACACGAGCUCGUCCCCUCCGACGUGGCCCGGCUGAUGCAGCUGGAGGAGGGCGUCCGGCCGCCUGCGGACAGGAAGAAGCAUCCGAUUCCCCCGAGGCACCUGAAGAAGGGCAAAGAGCACUGCUCCAUCGACAUGAACGGCCUUGAGACCAACGUAUAGCCUCCUGCUGGAGUUUGAUGGGCUGUUUGUGUGGAUGAGCAGAGGACUCUCUUACACAGGGGACUACAGCGCAGCCAGGCUCAUCUUCAUAUCUUCAUCUUAUUGUUGUGGGGGCAAAACUCAUUGGGGACAACAUGUCCUGAAAAGAGUGAACGCCUCGUAAUGGCAGUGAAAUGCUUUCUGUACGACUGGACAAGAAGCACGCUGAGAGAGGGAUUGAUCACACCCAGAGGACAACAACGUGAUUUUAUUCAUAAAACCUGUCCUCGGUGUGGACCUGCAGCAUCUAUACCUUUGAUUACAGGUACAUGCAUUGACGAACUGAUUUCCUAUUUGAUAUCUACAUUUUAUAUAAUUUUUUUUCUUUCUUCUGUUUUCAAAAUUUAAUUAGAAAUGUAUUCAAUUAAUUUUAUACGACUGAAAGCAACCAGCUGUUUGUGUCAUUAUAAGAGACAGGAUGGGGUUGCAAGUGUCUGGUUUUAGUUGAAUGAUCAGGAGGCAAAGUGAAAUGCCCUAAUUGUUUAAUUUUGCCUUAACAAAGCUGGCGGUGCUUUUGGCUCGACGGGAUGGCGGGGAAGAGAGAGAUGAAGACCAGAUCCAGAAUUUGACCUCCUCUCGUGGUCGUGAUACAGUACAAAUGUGAUACAAGGGGCAACAUAGAGAUUUGUUUGAACAGCAUCAGGAGAACUUGAUUUAACCCUCCUGUUACCUUCACAUUUACGAACAUAUUUUACCCUCGGGGUCAAUUUGACCCCAGCAAUUAAAACCUCCAGAAAAUUCUUAGAAUUAAUAUUGUUUCCCAAGUUUAAGUGUGAGGUACUUGAUGUGUGUUUGUUGACUACCUAAAUAGCCCUUUAAAUAUAUAAAAAAAGUUGAUAUUUCUUAUAUGUUUGACAGUGAAAAACAGCCUGGGGUCAAAUUGACCCCAAAGAACACCAACGUUAAACAUUGAAUGGGGUCAAAUUGACCCUAAAGGUAACAGGAGGGUUAAUUUAACUUUCUGUGCACUUGAAUAGCCUAAAACAACCACCGCUCAACAUAAGCAGAGAUUUGUUGCCGCUAUUUGCAAAAACAUAAACCAAGAGCUUUAUUGUCUUUAUUCACAACAUGUAAACUUACUUGGAACUUGUAGUCGUUGAUUAAAGUCUCUUACCAUUAUAUACCAGCACUAAAGGUAACACAAUACUGCUGCUAACACUGGCCCUGAAGUGAAGGCUCCCUGACGACUCUAUCGUGAGGCUUCGAGGAUACGAUGUUCUCCUUGGUUGCAUCGUUGGUUGAACAGUUUUUUUUCUCGAACAGAAGUUUUUCAAAGAGGGAAGCAGACCAGUGGGGCUCUCAACAGUUUCAGAGGAGGCUCAGUGAAAGCAGGUAAAAAUAAAAUAAGACAUUAGGUAUCCCAUUAGUUAUCAAAAGAGGAGCACAUAGAAUAGUUUUCAGUGAAGGUGUGUGAUCUGGAUAAAGUGAGAGUUCAGGGACACGGUAGUUUAGGGAAUUUUACUGUUUUUACCAUUUUCCCAAAGUCAGAAAUUAAGAAAUGACUUUGGCCAGACAUUGUCAAAUACUAACUUUAGCAUAUCUCAAGCAGUUGUUGAGUUUGCGGCGGGGUCACUAAUAGGCGGACCGCGUGUUGGUGCUGUUGUAUCUCGACCCAGACUUCAUAGCAAUAGAUAAUUGAGAAUCAUUACAUUUUUGACGGAGCACUUCUAUUGUAACUGGCGCACUUUUCAGGUCCGGAGGUGGCUGUCGAACAGCAACCCAGAGUCUCACACUUUGAAAACUCCAUCGUAAGCAGACAUUUGCAAUUUGGCAAUUUGACCAAUUCCGUGUGUUGGAAAUGAUAGCACGUGACGCUACGGCCAAUCAAGCGUGUGUAUCCCGAUAAGCAUCGCCCUCGACUUGAGUGAGAUGAACACACAUGGAGGAGUCAGAGAAGUUAUUUCACACAGUGUUCUCCAAAAAGAGAAAGAUGGACAGCUGAUCCUUGAACCAAGAAUGGACAGGCUGUUAUAUGUUCAGUCUUUUCAAAGGCAGUUCAAAACCAGCAUGCCUCGUGUGUUCAGAGACCUUGGUGAUUAUUAGUGGCAAUGUGAAGCUCCACUACGAGACAAAGCACUGAUCUUUUGAGGAAACACACCGACUCACAUCCGAAAUGAAGACACAUACAAAUAAGCAGCCCAAUAUGAUCAGAAGCCUCACAUUCAUUCACUGCCCAACAUGCAUCUUAAUAGAGAGGAGAAAAGAGGUGGAAAUAGUGGUUUUAUUAACUACAGAUAAAGUCCCUGGACACAAUUCUUUCAUUUUUCUAAAGUGAACUACUUUGAUGCACAUUUUUCCAAAAGCUUUCAGUUAUAUAUUUAAUUGUUUUAUUCAAUCCUUUAUUUACUUGAAAUGAGAGUCGAUGUAUUUGUUAUUAGAGUAUGUAUUGUUUAUAAUUCAUCCAGGUUUAUUUGAAAUCUGACAAUAAAUAUUGUUUAGAUAUUGUUCAAUUUCCAUAUUUUAAAUGACAUACAGACGUUAAUACAACUGUGGGGGGUCUUUUCAUCGUUGGCUGUUUAUAAGAUGUGAAUGUAGUCAUUGUGACGGCCCCCAUCUUGGCUUUUGGCCGCCGCCAUCUUGUUUUAUUUGCAACAAGAGGUGACAUGUGAGGGAGGAUCUAAUGACAACGGAGGUGUCCAAGAUGUGAGUUCACUUUUAUGAACUGAAAACCGACUAAAAAAGGGUUCAAGUUCUAAAACGAAAGCUCCACAAGUCUCAGAUCGGACAACGCUGUGGCAGCAACCCGUCAAUCACCAAGUAGCCACGCCCCACAGCAUAGCUUGCAUUAAUGUCUAUUUUAUUAUCGAUGGGACCAUGAUUUAGUAAUUGAACAUUAUGCUGUAUGGAAGAAGACUUAAAACUAGCGAUUGAGACCAUAAAGUCACAUUUACAAUGUUUACUGAUGGAAUAUAUGAAGUGAGAAGUAAAGUGGGUGUAUCAAUACAAUCAGAUUUAUUUUUACAAAUUGAGGAGUCGCUUCUUAGGUCAGUAGCAAUAAUGCAGGUUUUAGGCACAUCCUCAUUGGCUUCACUUUUCAGGUCCGGAGGUUGCUGUCUGAUCCUCUUCAGCAAAGUUUGUAAAAAUCAGACAGCAAACCAGAUUCUCCCACUUUGAAAACUCCAGAGUAAGCAGACAUUUGCAAUUUGACAAUUUCGGUUUUCCUUUCAAAUCUGGGACGAGUGAAUCCAAAAAUUGUGGUUAGCCAUCAAAAUGGCAGGUGUGAUCAGGAUGACCAAUCAAUCACUCUAUAGCAGCAGGUGCUUUCAGACAUAGGCUUACCAUCCUCAUUAAGUUGCAAACAUAUGAUGCAAAAUUCACGUGUACAGUUUUGCUUUGUGGCCAGUGUGAUCAGGAGGAUUUAUUCUUAUCCUUUAAACCUGAAUGUUUACAGGUGCAAUUUCAUUCUUAUCACAUACAGGCUCAAAUUUAGUCAAAUACUUCAUGUAUUUUGAUAUUUUAUCAACCUGUCAGAUUCCACGGUUGAACGGGUUGACAGCAUUUUUCUCAUGGAAAGAUAGUAGGCUACUCAGAGAUGUUUUGUUUCUUUCUUUUUACAGUUUCCGGCAUAUAUUUACGACAUUGGACAUAUUAGCUGCAUAUGAGAGUAUAUAUAUAUAUAUAUAUGUUUGAGAAAAGACAAAAGAGAAAUGAGCAGUGACACCGCCCUGGAUGGGAGAACCUGCUGAAAUAUCCAGCAGAUGUUCUUGUGAAUGUUAGGAAACACGAAGUCUUCUUCAGCCUUUUAAAAUAAUGUAUUGCUGUGUUCAAUGACUGUAUAUGUGACAAUACUAUAUUGCUGUUUGUGAAAGUGACACUGUAUUCAGAGCAAUAUAGUGAGUUUUUUGUCAUAUUAAAAAUAUUUGCUAACACUAAAAAAAAA